Molecule: messenger RNA, 1551 nt
Organism: Sitophilus oryzae (rice weevil)
Lineage: Eukaryota; Metazoa; Arthropoda; Insecta; Coleoptera; Curculionidae
Exons: 3
Coding region: 1-1551 (516 amino acids)
Biological process (GO): chromatin remodeling
Cellular component (GO): nucleus
Molecular function (GO): zinc ion binding; nucleic acid binding
Source: RefSeq, a predicted model, not a curated record
AUGUGGAUAACGGCUUAUUCUUUUACUCUGGUAAUGAAGAUCCAAAACACAGAAAAGUCGGAUCGCACUGCUUUAUUAAAACUCAGAGCCAAGCUAAGUGAUCUUAAUAUAAUACAGGUAUGCGCUCCAACUGCAGAUACGCCGGACCAUGAUGUGGAAAGAUUCUAUGAGGAAGUCAAAGAACUGCUCAUAUUGACUAAAAAACACGACGUCAACAUAAUUAUGGAUGACUUCAAUGCCAAAAUAGGAAAGGGUAAAUUUGAGGAAAUUAUUGGUUCCUAUGGUCUUGGAGAAAGGAACGAGAGGGGCGAUCGACUUCUGCAGUUCUGCCAAAAAGGCAUGAAAAUAGCAAAUACGGCGAUUCAACUUCACUCUCGCCGUCUCUAUACCUGGAAGUCUCCAGCGGACCGACCGGACAAUGUAAUACGAAACCAAAUAGAUUUCAUCCUCAUUAACCAAAGGUUCAGCUCAACCAUCAAAAGAGCCAGCACCUACCCUGGCGCCGAUGUUCCUUCUAAGCAUGUGCUACUAGUGGCCGUAAUGAAAAUUGCUUUAUCGAGUCAAAGAAAGCCAACCACACAGCGCCGGAUGGCGUUAGAAAGAAUGAGGGAUCCAAUAGUAAAAUCAGAGAUGAGUGACGAAAUCAACACACAAAUUCAAGCAAUGAUACCGAAUAUGGGAAAAGAACCAACACAAUCUUGGACAAAGAUAAUAGACGUUAUAUCAAAUUCAAUGCAAAACAAGUUAGGAUAUGAAGCAAAAAACAAAAAGCAAAGAUGGAUGACGGAUGAGAUAUUGUUGUUAAUGGAUGAACGUCGAAAGUACAAGAACAAAACAGAUGGCAUGUACAAAGAUAUUCAAAGACUCAUAAGAACAAAGAUUAGAAUAGCAAAGAACAAAUGGCUUAAACGUGAAUGUUCAGAAUUAGAACAGCUGCAAAACCAACAUGAUAAUUUUAACCUGCAUAAAAAGCUGAAGGAGACUGCUGGCAUAUAUAAGAAAAUGAGAUCAACUGUGACAGUCAAUAAUAACAACCAGAUAGUCUUCGAAAGCAUAGAGAAGAACAAUGUUUGGGAAAAGUAUAUAGAAAAACUUUUUGACGAUGAAAGACCCUCAGCUGAUAUCAAUAACUCACUAACCGGCCCCUCGAUUACUAAAGAUGAGAUUGAAAAAGCCAUCCUUAAUUCGAAAAAUAACAAAGCGGCUGGCCAGGGUGAAAUUCCUGCAGAAAUCCUUAAGCUGCUAGAUGAAAGAGGCAUUACAGCAUUACAUAAAAUAUUCAAUAUUAUAUAUGAGACAGGUCUCUACCCCAAACAGUGGUUGCGUUCUACUUUUAUACCCCUGCCUAAGAAGACCAAUGCCAGAAAAGUACGGGUCAUCGACGAAUGUUGCGACGAAUCCUUGGAAGGGAUUGUACGGAAAGUUAUGGACCAGUACAUGGACAAGAAGGGACCGAUUCGUUGCUGGAAUUGUGGACAGGUGGGACACGUGCGAAGCCGCUGUAAGGAGAAGAAUGAAGAACAGGCUUCGUCAAUUUCGGAAAACUACUAA